Messenger RNA from Aspergillus wentii DTO 134E9, 1170 nucleotides. RefSeq names its product putative integral membrane protein Pth11-like. NCBI's taxonomy places the organism in Eukaryota, Fungi, Ascomycota, Eurotiomycetes, Eurotiales, Aspergillaceae. The record is from RefSeq and is a predicted model, not a curated record. Bases 1 to 1170 code for a protein of 389 amino acids. The transcript is spliced from 3 exons.
AUGUCGAUCAACGCAGUCUUUGGCUCUCCUCCCUCGGGCAUUGAUCUCAGCGACAACCUCACUCCUCGCAACAAUGCCACUGUCAUUGCCGUCUAUAUCCUGGCUGUGUGCCUGGUCGCUCUGCGCUUUGUGGCGCGAAUAAAGGCGCAGGGCUCGACGAUUGCCACGGACGACUGGCUCAUCGUGGGUGCGGUGGUUUCAGUAACCGCCAAUGUGGUCUGUACAAUAGAGGCCGGCCAGCAUGGCCAGGGAAAACACGUCUGGUCGCUCACGCUGCAGGAUGUCAGCGACAUGAUGAAGGUCCUCUAUGCCAACGUCCUCCUCUACGUCGUCACCGUCCCUCUCACCAAGCUGUCUAUCAUCUUCUUCUACCGUCGCAUCUUUGGCAUGCACUGGAUCCUCUGGGUCUGCUUCUUCCUGACCACCGGCUACUGGUUUUCCUGCACCAUCACCUUUCUCGUCGCAUGCACGCCCCCAUCCUACUACUGGUCACAGUAUCUCGAUCCCACGGGCGGGAAAUGCCGCUUUCCCUUCUAUCCGUUCUACGUCGGCAAUGCAGCAGCCAAUGUGGUGACGGAUGGCAUCAUCCUGAUUGUUCCCAUUCGCGUCGUCUGGCAGUUGCAGAUGCGCACAGCGCAAAAGUGGAUGGUCACGGGCAUCUUUCUUCUGGGUGGAUUCGUCGUCAUUGCCAGCAUCAUCCGCAUCUACUACAUGACCUUUUUGAAAAGCUCCCUCGACAUCACCUGGAUCAUGGGCAGUGUCUUUGUCUGGUCCAGCAUCGAGCCCUGCAUCGGCAUCGUCUGUGCCUGUCUGCCCACUCUGCAGCCUCUCCUGCGCCACGCCCUGACGUACAUCGUCAAUUCCACCAGAUCCAAACGCAGCAACGCAGCAGGCGAAUCGAGUGGAAAGAGGCCAUCCGGUCCAUCUGCAUCCGAAGGAGUCGACUCCGUCCCAAACAUGGAUAGAAAUCACCGCAAAGGGAGAAGGAUCCAACAUCCGCUCUGGCGAGACGUCGAUGAAGCCGGACUGACGACCAGCUCGACGUUUGUGGAAAUGGACAGUCUAGGACGCAAUGCCAGCAGCGAUGGUGAGGGAAGCGAAGGCUCUCAGAUGGGGAUCAGAGUCAAAAGUGAUUUCCACUGGACUGAAGAGCAUCCCCAGCAUGUAUAA